GGAUGCUGCUGUGGGAGCUGCUCACGGGCGAGGUCCCCUACCGCGGCAUCGACGGUCUCGCCGUGGCCUACGGGGUGGCGGUCAACAAGCUCACCCUGCCCAUUCCGUCCACCUGCCCUGAGCCCUUCGCAAGCUCAUGAAAGAAUGCUGGCAACAAGACCCUCACAUCCGCCCGUCUUUCGCCUUAAUUCUCGAGCAGCUGACCGCCAUCGAAGGGGCGGUCAUGACGGAGAUGCCCCAGGAAUCCUUUCAUUCCAUGCAGGACGACUGGAAGCUGGAGAUUCAGCAGAUGUUCGAUGAGCUGAGAACAAAGGAAAAGGAGCUGCGGUCCCGCGAGGAGGAGCUGAACCGGGCGGCCCUGCAGCAGAAGUCGCAGGAGGAGCUGCUGAAGCGGCGGGAGCAGCAGCUGGCGGAGCGCGAGAUCGACGUGCUGGAGCGCGAGCUCAACAUCCUCAUCUACCAGCUCAACCAGGAGAAGCCUAAGGUCAAGCGGAGGAAGGGCAAGUUCAUGAGGAGCCGCCUGAAGCUCAAGGACGGGCACCGCAUCAGCCUGCCCUCAGAUUUCCAGCACAAAAUCACCGUGCAGGCCUCUCCCAACCUGGACAAACGGAGGAGUCUGAACAGCAGCGGGUCCAGCCCGCCCAGCAGCCCCACCGUGAUCCCGCGGCUCCGGGCCAUACAGCUGACUUCAGAUGAAAGCAACAGAACGUGGGGAAGGAGCACGGUCUGCCGACAGGAAGAGUUUGAGGAUGUAAGAAGGAAUUUCAAGAGGAGAGGCUGUACCUGGGGACCCAGUUCUAUCCAAAUGAAAGAAAGAACUGAUUGCAAAGAAAGAAUAAGACCUCUCUCGGAUGGCAACAGUCCUUGGUCAACUCUCUUCAUAAAACAUCACAAAACCAUGCCGUUGGAUUCGUUGUUUGUGGACCAACCAGGUGCUUGCGAAGAACCCAAACCCUCUGCGGACGGAUCAGAGCCCAGAAAACCACAGCAGAUCAAACCCUCAGCGCCAGCCCCGGCGGACCCGCCUCUGGGGAAAGAUGGGCAGCGAGAGAGCCCGCCGGAGACUGAGAACUGGGAGGAUGCUGCCUCAGCCGCCGGCACCCCUCAGGGGACCCCGACCCACACUCUGAGCAGGCCGCCCCCCAGGAGAAGGACGGAGGGCGCCCUGUACAGCUGCACCGCGCUGUUGGCGGCCGUGGCCCUGGGCCUGGACAUCCGAGAGCUGCCCCGGGUGCCGGCCUCGGAGGAGCCGGGGCCCAGGGAAGAAAGGAAGAAACGCGAGGGCAUCCUGCAGCGGGCACCCUGGCCCCGGGGGGCCGCCGAUCGCCCCCGGGCAUCGGCCACGCUGCCCCCGCCCGGCGCCCUGGGUCUUCUCUCCAGGCCCUCCCUCUCCACCAAGUGCCUGCUGCAGGCGGAGGGCGGGGAUUCCCUCGAGGGCGGCGCCCACAGCAUGCGCGCCCCCGACGUGCUCACUCCGGGUGUCUGUCCUGCCGCAGGAGGGUGCCAGCCCGCCUCCCCACCCAGACGCGAGGCCGAGAGCGGGGUGUGGAGGCACCUGGGUCCCCCCUCCUCGGAGCUGCCCCGUGGGAACGCGCCUCCCUGUGCUUCCUCGAAGAAAAGGGCAGCGAGUCACAGGCGGACCGUGUCCGAUGGCAACGCCUCUCUGGCCCCAGCAGCUGCUGCCACGGGAGCUCCAGGACUGCCCCCCGAGCGGGUGUGGGGACCCCCCCACCCCUCCUGGCCUCACAGGAACCUGCCCCUCCAGGCCCUGCCACUGGAGGCCCCACGGGGAAAACACAGAGCCUUCACCCCUGUGCCUCCCCCCUCCGCCCUCCCAGCCCCCACGGAUGCCCCCCAGGCCUUCCCGGGGAGGACAGAGCCUCUGCCCGCGCAGACGGACCCUGGCCUGGGCGGCGGGGCACUGACCCCUGGCUGUCCCCUCGGAGCCCGGGACAGAACUAGGUCGCUCGGGCCCUCCCUGCUGGACGCCGACGUGCAGGGCCAGAGCCAGGACUGCACGCCGCCCCUGUGCCGGGCGAAGAGCGGGAACGGCCGGCCGGCCGGCUACCAGCUGGAGAAGGAGUUCCUGUCUUAGUGCCUUAUGUAUGCAAGCAUUUCUCUCUUUUAUAAGGUGAACGAUUAAAACACUGCGUCUGUCUUUGA
Myotis lucifugus (little brown bat) is the source of this 2163-nucleotide messenger RNA. Its product is annotated as mitogen-activated protein kinase kinase kinase 21-like. The record is from RefSeq and is a predicted model, not a curated record. The transcript is spliced from 8 exons. Bases 137 to 2095 code for a protein of 652 amino acids. NCBI's taxonomy places the organism in Eukaryota, Metazoa, Chordata, Mammalia, Chiroptera, Vespertilionidae.